AUGAGUAAAAAAGGUCAAAGCAACGUUGCUGUUACUGCAGAUAUAAAGAAAGUAGUUUGGACUGAAAAACUGCUAGAAGAUUAUCUUGACAUAUGUAUUACUGAGAUUCAUGCUGGCAAGGAAACUGGCCUUGGAUGGGAUCCGGUGAAAAAGACAAUUGAUGCACCCAAUGAUUGGUGGGAAAAAAAAUUGCAGGAAGUUCCAAAAGCAACCAAGUUUCGCACGACAGGUUUGGCUUAUGCUAUGAAGGUGAAAAUAUUGUUUAGAGAUAUAACUGCCACCAGGGAGGGAUCUUGGGUACCAUCCAUAGGGUUGGUUCCUAAUGAUAUUAGUGGCAUUGAUGCUGCAACUGUAAUACUUGAUGAAGAUGACAAUGUUGUAGAAGGUCUAGAUGUUUUGGAUGAUAAACCAAAUCUCAAUACACAUGGCAUUAAUGAUAUUCCUGCAUAUUUAGAUACGCAGGAUAAAAAAAAUAAGAAGUUUGGUCUUGCGGUUCAAUGUAAGAAAAGAAAGAAAUGA
Molecule: messenger RNA, 519 nt
Organism: Corylus avellana
Lineage: Eukaryota; Viridiplantae; Streptophyta; Magnoliopsida; Fagales; Betulaceae
Source: RefSeq, a predicted model, not a curated record